Molecule: messenger RNA, 2625 nt
Organism: Psylliodes chrysocephalus
Lineage: Eukaryota; Metazoa; Arthropoda; Insecta; Coleoptera; Chrysomelidae
Source: the annotation of a GenBank genome assembly
AUGAAUUUUCAUAUCGUGGCAAUACAUUUACUUCUAGUAGCCUUUUUGACUUGUUUUCAAAAUUCUAGAGCAGCUGAAGAUAAGAAUUGGAUCGAAGGCCUGUAUUUUUCAGAAGAUAAAGGUGACCUGGCCUAUGUCCGAAAAACAUGUGCUGAGAAAAAGAUGAGGCUGGUUAUCGUUGAUGAGAAAUAUAAGCAUGAUGCUAUUAGCGAUACACUUAAGGCAAAACGGGAUACCUACCAGUAUUACAUGGGAGGAGAUAGGAGAACCAAAGAAGGCGUAAAUCAUUACAACGUCGAGUUUCGUUGGUAUAAUAUGGAAAGACUUAGCUUCAGACAUUUUGGCCAAGGAAGACCUGAUAAUACGCUGCAAUUUGAAACACAACCUCGUACACACCUUACGUUACAACACGAUGGAAAAGAAUUAUUCUGGUGGGAUUCGAAUAUCAAAUCAAAAUUUAGGUACAUUUGUGAAACACCUAGAGAACCGGAUGUUAAAGGUCCACCUGAUCCAGAAAACCCAUUUAUGAUUAAUUUUACCUAUAUUCGGACAGAAGGAUUUUGGAAAAGUGUAGAUGAAUGUCAAUCAAAGUUUAAACAGUGUAUCAUUGGUCUCGACAGUGAGAAAAUAAAAAAUAGUCUUCUUGAUAUAUUAAGAAAAAACGAUGACAGACAACACUACUAUAUUAAUGCAUAUAGGAAAGAUGGAAAAUCUCCAUACACGUGGCACAGUACCGAUAUUAAAAUAGAUGCCAAAUAUUGGGGAACUGGUAAACCUAGUGAAAAAAACGACGAGAAAUGUGCAAAAGUUUGGUAUGAUCCAUUAUCAGAUGGUUUACAAUGGGCCAGUGCCAAAUGUAAUGAAAAGCACUAUAUUGUUUGUCAAGGUGAAGAAGACACCUGUGGCAAAAGAGACAAAUGUUAUGAUGACCAGAAUUUUCUCAAAAGUCUGCAUUUUUCAAAAGAUGAAGGUAAUGUAGAAUAUGCCGACAAAAAAUGUGCUAAUAUGAAGAUGAGACUGGCUAUCGUUGACGAGAAAUACAAGCAUGAUGCUCUUAAGUGUAUACUUGCCGCGAAAGGUGAUAAGACAAAGUACCAUAUAGGAGGGCGUAGAAGAACCAAGGAUGGAGGAAAAGGUGAAAACGUCGAAUUUCGAUGGUUAAAUGGCGAAAGACUAACUUUCAGACAUUUUGCCAAAGACAGGCCUGAUAACUCUCACCAGUUUAAUGUAGAACCUCGUACAGAGCUUUCGUUAAAAUAUAAUGGAGAAGAUCUAUUUUGGUGGGAUAUAGAUACUAUUUCAAAAUAUAGGUAUAUUUGUGAACCACCUAGAAAACAUUAUGUUAAAGGUCCACCUGAUCCGAAAAACCCAUUUAAGAUUGAUUUUAAUCAUAAUAAGAUAUACGGAAUCGAUAAUACUUGGGGAGAAUGCAAAUCAAGGUUUAAUAAGAGUAUAAUUAGUCUCGAAAGUGAGGACAUAAAAAAGAGUUUUCUGGAUAUAUUAAAACAAAACGACGACCGAAAGUUCUACUUUAUCAAUGUACUAAGAAAAGAUGCAAAAUCUCCGUACAUGUGGUACAAUACCACUAUUAAAGCAGAUGAUAAAUAUUGGGGGUCAGGUAAACCCAGUGAAACAGAGAGCCAGAAGUGUGCACUAGUUUGGUAUGAUCCAAACUUAGGAGAUUUAAAAUGGGCCAGUACCUUCUGUUAUGGGCUUCACUUUAUUGCUUGUCAAGGUGAAGGCAAACAAGGUGACAAAAAACCUAAUAAUUGUAUCUCUGGUGGCGCGGGAGUUUCUGGUGGUGCAGGAGUUUCUGGUGGCGCUGGUGCUUCUGGUGAUGCAGGAGUAUCUGGCGGCGCAGGAGGAUCUGGUAGCGCAGGAACUUCAGGUGAUGCGGGAUCUUGUGUUGGUGUAGGGGUCUCUGGAAACGCAGGAGUAAGUGGUGGUGCAGGAGUCUCUGGUGGUGCAGAAGUUAGUGGUGACUCCGCAGUUUCUGGUGGAGCAGGAGUUAGUGGUAAUGGAAAAGUAAAUGGUUUAGCUGGUGGUAAUGCAGGCAAAGGAGGCAAGUCCGGUGGCAUUAGUGGCAACUUAGGAGCUUCUGGUAGCGCAGGAGCUUCAGGUGGUACAGGAGUUAGUGGUGGCGCAGGUGUUAGCGGGGGUACAAAAGGCAAAGGAGGCAAGUCCGGUGGCAUUAGUGGCAACUUAGGAGCUUCUGGUAGCGCAGGAGCUUCAGGUGGUACAGGAGUUAGUGGUGGCGCAGGUGUUAGCGGGGGUACAAAAGGUAAUGGCAAAGGAGGCAAGUCCGGUGGCAUUAGUGGCAACUUAGGAGCUUCUGGUAGCGCAGGAGCUUCAGGUGGUACAGGAGUUAGUGGUGGCGCAGGUGUUAGCGGGGGUACAAAAGGUGGCGAUGUAUCUGCAGGAAGUAGUGGCAAAAUUGGAGGAAAAGUAGGACGCUGAUGCAAAAGUUAAAAAGCGAAGAACCUCUUUAUAAUUUCAUAAUAAAUUUUAUUUAUCGUGAAUAUUGUUCAAUUAAAUUAUUAAUGAUAAAACAUGUAAACUUUUGUUCUAACGUAUGACAUGGGAAUUUAUAAAUUUAGCGUGAAUAUAUCUGAAAAGUAGAACCUG